Saprolegnia parasitica CBS 223.65 is the source of this 288-nucleotide messenger RNA. RefSeq lists its product as hypothetical. The transcript has 2 exons. Lineage: Eukaryota; Oomycota; Saprolegniomycetes; Saprolegniales; Saprolegniaceae. The record is from RefSeq and is a predicted model, not a curated record. Bases 1 to 288 code for a protein of 95 amino acids.
AUGGGACGCACGCUGGUGCCACAGAGCACGAACGACCCCGAAGAUUCCGACAUGCUCGCCCGCGUCCUCCGCAGCCUGCAGCGCCCAACGCCGAUGGCCGCCCGCGCCUUCAGCGACGCGCCCAAGAGCUUCGUGCCCGAGCAUGACAAGCCACAUGCGCGCGCCAUCAUCGUAGACACGGUGCUGGAUGACGACGAAGAUGAAGACGACUACGAAGAGAUGGUCACGAUUGGCCCCGCCGGCACGGAAUGGGGCGGCCCGUCGCGCGGGUCGCUGCAUGAUUUCUAA